GACAUGUCCUUGGAUGACAUUAGGAUGAGCUCUACUGAAUUCCUGAGGCAGGAGGACCUGGACGGCGGGGGCUUCGGGAAGGUGUCUCUGUGUUUACACAGCUCCCAUGGACUCGUGGUCCUGAAGAAGGUGUACACGGGCCCCAAGCUCACCGAGUACGAUGAGGCCCUCCUGGAGGAGGGCAGGAUGAUGCACAGGCUGCGGCACAGCCGCGUGGUGAAGCUGCUGGGCGUCAUCAUGGAGGACGGGAACUACUCGCUGGUGAUGGAGUACGUGGAGAAGGGCGACCUCAUGCGCACGCUCAAGGCCCAGAUCAGUAUCCCUCUCUCUGUGAAAGGAAGGAUAAUUAUGGAGACCAUUGAAGGAAUGCGCUACUUACACGGAGAAGGUGUAAUACACAAGGACCUCAAGCCUGAAAAUAUCCUCGUCGAUGGUGACUUUCACAUUAAGAUAGCUGACCUUGGCCUUGCCUCCCUUAAGACGUGGAGUGAGCUGAUGAAAGAGGAGCUUACUGCGCAGAGGAGAGGAAAGAGCACCACGAAGAACGGCAGCACCCUCCACUACAUGGCCCCCGAGUGCCUGAACGACGUCAGCUCGAGGCCCUCCGAGAAGUCGGACGUGUUCAGCUUCGCCAUAGUGCUCUGGGCCGUCUUUGCCAACAAGGAGCCAUAUGAAAAUGCUAUCUGUGAGCAGCAGCUGAUAAUGCGCAUUAAAUCUGGGAGCAGGCCGGACGUGGAGGACAUCACUGGGCACUGCCCGCGGGAGGCUGUCAGCAUCAUGGAGCAGUGCUGGGCGGUGAAUCCAGAAGAUCGGCCGACGUUUGCUGGCAUUGAAGAGAGAUUUAGGCCUUUUUAUUUAAAUCAAUUAGAAGAGCACGUAGAAGAGGAUGUGAAGAGUCUAAAGAAAGAGUAUCCGGGCCAAAAUGAAAUUGUAAAGAGAAUGAAGUCUCUCCAAAUUGAUUGCAUAGCAAUAUCUCCAAGCAGGUCAAAUUCAGCCACAGAACAGCCCAGUUCGCUGCACAGUUCACAGGGAUUCGGGCUGGGUCCUGUGGAGGACUCCUGGUUCGCUCCUGCCCCAGAGCAGCGGCAGCAGCAGCAGGAGGACCUCCUACUGCACAGUAAACUCCAGGAGGAGGCCAACUACCAUCUUUACGGCAGCCGCAUGGACAGGCGUACGGAAGAGCAGCCCAGACAGAAUGUGGCUGACAGGAGACAGGAAGAGAGGAGACGGAGGGUCUCCCAUGACCCUUUUGCACAGCAGAGACCUUAUGAGAAUGCUCAGAGCCCAGGGCUAAAAGGCCUUGCUUAUUCCGGUGCAGCCAAUCAUGGAAAUGCGGUACAGCAACCAACAGGGCUGACCAGCCAACCCCAGUUACUAUACUAUAGAAAUGGAUUGUGUACAUCACUCGGUUUUGGAGCAAGACCAGUGGAUCUGAGAAACACAGGUCCAGGAGUUUGGAAUGGGCCAAAUCCAGGCCACAUGCCAAGCAUGUAUAAAACUCCAGUGCCUGAGACCAACCUACUGGGAAACACACCCACCAUUCCAUUCAGCUCCUUGCCAUCAAGAGGUAAAUAG
Molecule: messenger RNA, 1575 nt
Organism: Lipotes vexillifer (Yangtze River dolphin)
Lineage: Eukaryota; Metazoa; Chordata; Mammalia; Artiodactyla; Lipotidae
Gene: RIPK1
Product: receptor interacting serine/threonine kinase 1
Exons: 8
Coding region: 4-1575 (523 amino acids)
Biological process (GO): protein phosphorylation
Molecular function (GO): JUN kinase kinase kinase activity; ATP binding
Source: RefSeq, a predicted model, not a curated record